AUGCCCCAACUCACUCAUUCGAGCCCGAUCAUAAUCGUGGGCGCCGGUGUGUUCGGUCUCUCCUCUGCCUGGUGGCUGGCUCGCGCGGGCUAUCGUAACGUUCGCGUGCUGGACCGAUGGCCAGUCCCGUCGCCGUCGUCUGCGGGAUAUGAUCGCAACAAGAUCAUCCGCACCGAGUAUCCGGACGAUAUCUACUCCGUGCUCUCUCAGGAAGCCAUCGAGCUGUGGCGAGACCCGCUGUGGAAGGACGUCUUCCACCCCACGGGCUGGAUCUACGGCACGGACGGCUCCCAGGACCAGGACCGUGAAAAGACCUUCACGACCGCAGUGUCCAACACUCGCGCACUCGGGGACCCGUCCAAGAUCAUCGAACUGCCAGACUGGCAGGCGGCCUUUGAGCUGUACCCGGCGCUGGGCUACGCGCAUGACCGUCGCCGUGCCCAAGUCGGCGAGUAUGCUGGCGGCCAGCCCGUGCCGAGCCCGGAUGGCAAGCCCACGUUCCGGGGCAUCUACAACGGGAAUGCGGGGUGGGUGGAGUCGACGAACGCGAUGCUGAUCCUGAAGCGCGAGUGCGAGCGUCUCGGAGUGGAGUUUGUGGCCGGCGAGUCUGGCACGGUGGUCGAGUUCCUGCAUGGCGCUGACAAGACGCACCCACGGAUCGUGGGCGUGCGCACCGAGAACAACACGACCUGGUACGCGGAUAAGAUCAUCGUCGCGGCCGGCGCAUACUCGGAGACCCUACUGGACUUCAAGAACCAGCUGCACGCCUCAGGCUACUGCGUCACGCACAUCCGCAUGUCCGAGGAGCAGUACCAACGGUACAAGGGGCUGCCGGUGCUGAAUAUCGCGCGCCGUGGAUACUGUUUCCCGCCCAACGAGGACCGGAUCUUCAAGAUCUGCAACCUCGACAUCACCGUCGUGAACCGCGAGCGGUGGGCGGACCCGCGCGGCGCACACGGCGAAGUGCGAAGCCUCCCGCGCGACCAGGCGUACCACCCGACGGACACGCAGCCGCGCGUGGGACGCGAGAAGACCCUGGAGUUUGCGCGGUACAUCCUGCCUGAGUUCGGGGACGCGGAGGUCGAGAGCAGCAAGGUCUGCUGGGACGUCGAGACGCACGACGAUAACUGGAUCGUCGGGUACCACGAAGACGGGCCGGACUCGCUCUUCAUCGCGACGGGGGGCAGCGGGUACACGUUCAAGAACCUCACGAAUAUCGGCAAGUACGUGGUGCAGGGGCUCGAGGGGACGCUGAGCGAGGAGUGGAAGGACCUCUGGCGGUGGAGGCCGGAUCGUGUCGGGGUGUAUCCGGAGCGCGAGGGGAGGAAUGCGCGGUUCAAGUACGAUCUGAGGGAUUGUGAGGGAUGGAAGCAUCACGCAGUGCGCCUGUAA
Molecule: messenger RNA, 1392 nt
Organism: Aspergillus clavatus NRRL 1
Lineage: Eukaryota; Fungi; Ascomycota; Eurotiomycetes; Eurotiales; Aspergillaceae
Product: NAD(P)/FAD-dependent oxidoreductase
Exons: 1
Coding region: 1-1392 (463 amino acids)
Molecular function (GO): flavin adenine dinucleotide binding; sarcosine oxidase activity; saccharopine oxidase activity
Source: RefSeq, a predicted model, not a curated record